AUGAUGAAAGGUUCUAGAAGAACAGGCAAUAACGCGGCUACUACGCUAAACACUCCUGUGGUCAUUCAUGCCACGCAGCUGCCCCAACAUGUUUCUACUGACGAGGUCCUUCAAUUUCUGGAGGGGUUUAUUAAUGAGAAGGAAAAUAUUAUCGAUAGCACCACGAUGAACACCAUCAGCGGCAGCGCCGCUGACGCAGACGCUACCGCUGUGGCUAACCCCGGUCUCAACAUGGAUACUAACCUUUCCAGCUCCAUAUCGCAAUUGAAGAGAAUUCAGAGAGACUUCAAGGGUCUGCCACCCGCCCAAGACUUCUCUGCCGCGCCCAUUCAGGUCUCCACGGCGGAGAAGAAGGAAACUAGCAUAGGUGUCAGUGCCACCGGCGGCAAGAAAACCACAUUCGCCGAUGAAUAA
Saccharomyces paradoxus is the source of this 414-nucleotide messenger RNA. RefSeq names its product DNA-directed RNA polymerase I subunit RPA14 (gene RPA14). The transcript has a single exon. Bases 1 to 414 code for a protein of 137 amino acids. NCBI's taxonomy places the organism in Eukaryota, Fungi, Ascomycota, Saccharomycetes, Saccharomycetales, Saccharomycetaceae. The record is from RefSeq and is a predicted model, not a curated record.